Molecule: messenger RNA, 5070 nt
Organism: Sebastes umbrosus (honeycomb rockfish)
Lineage: Eukaryota; Metazoa; Chordata; Actinopteri; Perciformes; Sebastidae
Gene: clstn3
Product: calsyntenin 3
Exons: 19
Coding region: 328-3207 (959 amino acids)
Biological process (GO): homophilic cell-cell adhesion; positive regulation of synaptic transmission; positive regulation of synapse assembly
Cellular component (GO): postsynaptic membrane; cell surface
Molecular function (GO): calcium ion binding; amyloid-beta binding; X11-like protein binding
Source: RefSeq, a predicted model, not a curated record
UCCCACCAGUUUUUUCUCUCCUCCUCCGUAUAGAGCAGAAAAAACAAGGGCAUCCAUCGGUCUCUCUCCAUCUUCUUCCUCCAUCAUCACCAAAUCUAACGUCACAGGGUGAUAUAUAAAUACAUCCUUGUCAUCUUCUCCAGCUGCUGCUGCUUGUGUAAAGAGACUUGUCUCUCUGUGUCCUUCUCCUCUCCAUCUCCUCUCUACCUGGAGGUUUGUGUUUCCAGCCUGAAGAGGAGCCGAGCAGCAGGGGCGUGAGAGGCGGAUGCUGCGCGAGCCUCAGAGGCUGGGUACCAAACCAGGAGCAUCACAGCAACUCACCACACGAUGGACAGAAUGAAUUUUCUCUCCUUCUUCCUCCUUUGCUUGACUUCGGUUGCCGAUGGCAACAAAGCCAAUAAGCACAAGCCAUGGAUCGAGACAGAGUACCAGGGGAUCGUCAUGGAGAACGACAACACCGUGCUGCUCAACCCCCCUCUCUUUGCCCUGGACAAAGAUGCUCCACUACACUACGCCGGUGAAAUCUGUGGCUUCCGGGUUCAUAAUGGCCCCUCGGGUUCAGGCUCGGUCCAGUUUGAAGCGGUGGUUCUGGACCGCUCCACUGGCGAGGGCCUGGUCCGAUCCAAGGAGCCGCUGGACUGCGAGAGCCAGCGGGAGCACAGCUUCACCAUCCAGGCCUACGACUGCGGAGAGGGACCCGAUGGAGUCAACAGCAAGAAAUCCCACAAGGCCACCGUGCAUGUUCGCGUUAACGACGUCAAUGAGUUCUCCCCCGUGUUUGUUGAGCGUCGCUACGAGGCUUCAGUCCCAGAGGGGCGUCUGUUUGACCGAAUUGUGCGUGUGGAGGCUCUGGAUGCAGACUGCUCCCCGCAGUACAGCCAGAUCUGCUUCUAUGACAUCAUCACUCCUAAUGUGCCCUUCGCCAUCGACAACGAUGGUAACAUUAAGAACACAGAGCCGUUGGACUCGAAGCGUCAGCGUGUUCACACCUUCUGGGUGACCGCCUUCGACUGUGGAAAGAACCGCGCUCAGGCUGAUGCCCAGGUUGUCGUCACAGUCAAGCCGUCCUGCAAACCCGGCUGGAUCGGAUGGACCAAGCGUGUCGAGUACACACCCGGCUCAGGCAGCAUCCCCCUGUUCCCCAGCCUGCAUCUGGAGACCUGUGAGGAGACGGUGUGGAACAUCCAGGCCACCGUAGAGCUCCAGACCGGCCACAUCGGGAAGGGCUGCGACAGAGACAGCUACUCUGACAGAUCUGUGCGACGACUGUGUGGUGCUGUCAGAGGUGAAGUCGACCUCCUCCCACCUCCAUCUCCUGCUGCCAACUGGACCUCAGCUCUGCCCACUCUCCCUUCCUCUGAUUCAUCUCUGGUCUUCUCCUUCAACGGAUCCAACCAUGUCGCCGUGGUGCCGGAUCCAGUUGUCUCGGCGUUGUCAGGCGACCACUUCACCCUGCAGCUGUGGAUGCGAAGGGGCGGCGCCAACAUCCAGCCCGCGACCACUCAGACCAGAGGGAGCCGCAAGGAUGAGGAGACUAUUGUGUGCAGCACCGUCAAGAAUGAUGAUUCCUUCUCCCACUAUUCCCUCUCUGUCCACGGCUGCCGCCUCUCUCUCUUCUACUGGCCCGACGUCUCCGCCGCACGGCCCGUCAAGUUCUUGUGGAAACUGGAGCAGGUGUGUGACAGUGAGUGGCAUCAUCUUUCACUCAGCGUCCAGUUCCCCUCGGUGACCCUGUAUGUCGAUGGCGUGACCUUCGACCCCGCCCUCAUCCAUGACAACGGUGCCAUUCCCAACCCUCUCCCCCGCCAGAGGAUGUUCAUCGGCGCCUGUUGGGAGCCUGAGGAGAAGCAGAAGGAAAUACUAAACAACACCAUCCCAGAGGGUAAAGACUCAGUGAAGUAUGUGGGUGGGUACCACGGCCUGCUGUCGGGGGUGACGGUGCGUCCCGGCAGCGUGGAGCCUCACAGUGUGGUGGAGUGUCUGUACGCCUGCAGGGAGGGCCUGGACUUCGGAGACCUGGAGACUCUGGGAUCCGGCAUGAAGGUCCAUGUGAACCCCAGCCAGUCAGUGUUGGUGCUGGAGGGAGACGACAUUGAGAGCUUUAACCGUGCAGUGCAGCAGGUCACCUACAGGAACUCUCUACGCUUCGCCACCCCCGGAGUCCGACCCCUCAAACUAACCACCUCGCUCAGAUGUUUCAACGAGGAGAGCUGCCUGUCCCUCAAGCAGCUGGAGGGAUACCUGGUGGUUCUCCAGCCUGACGCUCCUCAGAUCUCUCUGUCUGGGGUCGGCCCUCAUCUGGCUCGUCCUGCCCCUGAGUUUGAGGGUCCCCGUGGCGUCCCCCUUUUCCCCGAGCUCCGCAUCGUCUGUUCCUUGUCUCAUGCUGUCAACACGGCCGCACAGGGGAUGGAGGGUGGAGCUCUGAUGUCCGACGCCGUGGCUCACACUUUGGACGGCUGUGAGGUCCAACCGCUGGGGGAAGAGCUGAACCCAGAGAGGGAGGAGCUUCUGGUGGACAUGGAUGUUGUGCGAGAGAGGGGACUGGAAAUCAUCAAUACUACUGCUUAUAUUGCUAUCACAGGUGCUGAAUCAAUCUCUGUGUACGAGGACGUCCUUCGCUCGGUCCGCUACCGACUGGCCAAAGGCACAGCCCGCUACGAGAGGCGGUUCCGCCUGUCCUGCUCUGAGAUGAAUGGCAGAUACACCAGCAAUGAGUUGACUCUGGAGGUGAACUUCCUCCAUUCUCUGGACAUCUCUAUGAACCACCCGUCCCACCUGAUGGCCGGCCAGCAGCAGUUUCUCCAUCCGUCCCACCACGCUGGAGAGCUGAGUGGACACGUCCUGCCUAAUCCACACCGCAACUCAGUGGUGCCAGGAGCAGCCACCGUCAUCAUAAUGGUGUGUGUGGGUUUCCUGGUUGUCAUGGUGAUCCUCGGUGUUUUCCGAAUUCGUUCCAUCCAUCGCCGUGGUGAGGGUGCCAGGGGCGGGGCUGAGAAGGGUAGCAGCCAAUGGGACGACUCUGCUCUCACCAUCAUCGUCAACCCCAUGGAGUCAUAUGAGUCUCGUAUGGGCAUCUCUGCUGACACGGAGGGGGAGGGGGAGGGGGAGGAGGAAGAGGAGGUAGCAGAGUCACCUGAAGACGCCAGCGACGACCAGAGAAUCAUCAUCAAGAAGGAGGGGAGAGACGGCAACGCCCGCCGCUACUGAGCCACACGUGUCUCUGCACCAGUUCUCAUGGAAACCACAAACCGGCUCACACACUCCAACACUUUUAAUAUCAACGACUGCUGACACUACUAGUAUAAGGAAUGUAUGCUUACAAACACUACGCACAACACAGUCACUGUAAUACUCUUGACACUCAACGCCAUAUGUGACCUAUAGCCAACAACGGGCAGUUGUUCUCCACCUAAAUGUUCAAUGGCACAAUGUAUACAUUUAAUGUAAUUUAACCGCCUGAGCAAACCCCACCAAAAUUGUAUGUGGUGCACCAGUUCUAAAUCACAAGAUGGUAACGUGUCUGUAUAGUGUAAUACUGGUUGAAUGAGACUGCUUUUUGUUUAAAAGAAAAAAAAAGAUUGUAUUCUAUCUUUUGUUAUUGAACACAGAAUGAAAUCUUUACAAAAUGAAAACAAUCUGCAACAUGCAGGCCUUGAGUAGAUCUGUAGGCGAAGACACGAGCCUUGAUCCCGACAUUGUCUCUGCACUCCUCUUAUUAGACUCGACUCCAGAAGUCUGUGCACAAGCUCUUUUCUCCCUCUUUGCAUCCUCUCUCGACACAUUCCUCGACCACCGCAGAGUGAAGACAGUGAGGUCAGACAUUACGGUCACUCUACAACGCAUUCAUAAAAACUAAAAAAAACACUACGUUUGCAGGUAUUUUUCUUUUGGUAUUGUGACUGGUGCUUCAGCUCCCGACUAUAUGUUGCGCAGGGCUGAUGAGAAGAUUCAACCGUACACCUCACCCUUUACACAAGUUGGUACUUAUGCAACAACCAGAUGCAGAAUAAAAGCCUCGAGGUGUCGAGUCAGGAGUCUUUGCAAAGUUUCAGCUUGUGCCGCUUAAUGACAAAACAUCACUAUCUACAGUAAACCCGGUGUAACCUGACCUCUGACCCCUCUCACAGUGACCGCUGGAAUGUCUCUAAAUGACUGCACUGUUUCACUCACUGCACACCGCUCUUACAAUAACUGCAAGACGUCACACGCAAUCACACACAAAAACACACACACACAUACACACUCCAUAACGCUACCCCUGCUGUUUCCAGAAUGUCAGCUCAGCUUGGGCAGUUUUGAUUGUAUUGAUUGUAAUGAAUUUUCUGUACAUACAAUGAUGAAUAUUACGAUAUUAUUGUUAUUACUAUUAUUAUUGCAGCCACUCUUCUUCUCUUUUUCUGCACACUUUGAGAGGGAGCAGAUUAAUUUUUUUUUCCAUUUGAGUUAUCACCUUUAAAGCAUCAGAAAACAGUAUAAUAAUAAUAAUAAUAGUAGUAGUGAUAAGGAUGAUAAUCCCUGGCUUGAUGAGUGUCUCUUAAUUUGUGUGUAAUAUUGUUGUAAUUUAAGAACUUGUCAAUAUCUGAAUCACAGAAAAAGGAGGGCACAUUGUUGUGAUAUACUUAAAUACGUCUCACUCAUUUCAUCCUCCACUCUUUCAGGUAAUUUUUUCACAUUUCAAAACCGAAACCUUUAAUUUCUUUUCUAUUUCUCGCCAUCUGAUAUAUUUGGUUCAAUGAAUGUACAACUGUGUGCUUCUCCUCACCUCCCCCUCCCUGUCUUCCCCCCUCACCUCUCCCUCACUCUCCCUCUGUGUCUCUUGCUGUCUGUCUGUGUAGCCUAUCAAUGUGCAGUGCUAAACCUGUCAGUAAAUAAAGCCUGUCGUUUUUGAGUGUGAUGUUAAGAAGGAAUAAACAUUGCAUUGAUUAAUAACUUAUAUUAUUACUAUGUUACUAUCGGAACAUUACCUGUAAUUAUUGAUACAAUGAUGACAUGGAUUAUGCUGACUAAUUGUUAUUGAGAACUGUCAGAAAACAUUACAAAAUUCAUAAUAAAAACACUAUAUGACGUCUC